Messenger RNA from Melanotaenia boesemani (Boeseman's rainbowfish), 916 nucleotides. It is a transcript of the gene ela2, whose product is annotated as elastase 2. The record is from RefSeq and is a predicted model, not a curated record. The coding region runs from base 66 to 866 and encodes 266 amino acids. Gene Ontology annotation, molecular function: serine-type endopeptidase activity. NCBI's taxonomy places the organism in Eukaryota, Metazoa, Chordata, Actinopteri, Atheriniformes, Melanotaeniidae. Gene Ontology annotation, biological process: proteolysis. The transcript is spliced from 8 exons.
UCUGAGGUCUGCACAGUUAUGGACUAUAAAGGAAGGAGCAAAUCAGCCUGACUGUCACAGUCACAAUGAAGUUCGUGAUCUUGGCUUUGUUCGUUGCCGGUGCCUACGGGUGUGGUCUGCCCACCUACCCCCCCAUUCUCUCCAGAGUGGUUGGUGGAGUAGAUGUCCGUCAGCAUAGCUGGCCCUGGCAGGCAUCUCUGCAAUACCAGAGUGGUAGCAACUUCUACCACACUUGUGGUGGUACUCUGAUCUCCAGCCAGUGGGUCAUCACUGCUGCUCACUGCAUCGGAAGUCGCACCUACAGAGUCUACCUGGGAAAACACAGCCUGGACACCAACAACGAGGCCAGCUCUAUCGCCAUCAGCCCUGCCAAGAUUUUCGUCCACGAGGCCUGGGACUCCUACAGAAUCCUUAAUGACAUUGCCCUGAUCAAGCUGUCAACCCCUGUCAAAUUCACUGACGCCAUCACGCCUGCCUGUCUUCCCAACAAUGGUGAAGUCCUGCCUCACAAUGCUCCUUGCUAUGUGACCGGCUGGGGACGUCUCUGGACUGGAGGUCCCCUUGCUGACAUCCUGCAGCAGGCUCUUCUUCCAGUGGUUGACUACUCAACCUGCAGCAGGUCUGAUUGGUGGGGCAAUUUGGUGACAACCAACAUGGUCUGUGCUGGCGGAGAUGGCCAGCUGGCUAGCUGCAACGGUGACUCUGGUGGUCCCUUGAACUGUCGGAACCCUGAUGGAUCCUGGGAUGUCCACGGAGUGGUGAGCUUUGGCUCAAGCAUGGGCUGCAACUAUCCUAAGAAGCCCUCUGUCUUCACCAGGGUCAGCGCCUACAUCAGCUGGAUCAACAAAGUGAUGACCAGUAACUAAGAUGGACUGGAUCUUGUUGCAUCAUCCUCAAAUAAAGAAUAUGUAACAUA